UCGCGUGGUUCAGACGACUGUGCGCAAUCAAAGCCGAGCACAGGUGAGUCCGGCUUUCCCCCGAUGACAGAUUGCCCGGCCCACCUGCGAAUGGAGGCGGGGUUAGAGAAAAGCGACAGGACAAGGAGAUGAUUGUCUUAUUACGAUAUCGCAAACCGCACACAGCCCGAGGGAAUGAAGCCGAGCAAAUGAAAGACGCAGAAGAUGAGACGAUCGUUCGAAAAUUAAAUUCUGAAUCGGAAUAUUAAAAAUUAAAGCAGUACAAUCAAAAUACAAUUUCAACGAUCACAUUUGCCGUAAAAAAUAUAAAGAAAAUACAAAAAUAUUCAGACAUGCCGCUGCACAGCCGGCGCGCCCUUAAACACACCUGCUUGGGAGUUCUGUUAUCGUUCCUGAUGGGAGGUGUUGUUGACGGCCAACUUACCGUCACGGUCCCCAGUCCCUCGACGGUCGCCAAGGUCGGCCGUAACAAAACGCUGGGGGUGGAGUACACGGGGGCCGUGGACCCUACGGUCGUGUGGUUGAAGGACGGGGAGACGAUCGUGACCUGGACCCUGGGUUCCAUCGCCCCGCCUCAGAUCUCCGCCGAGUUCGACACGGUCCUCAUCGAGCGCAACGGCUCGCUCACCAUUCGCAACGUGCAGCUCAAACAUGGCGGCGAGUACAAGGUGGUCAUGUUCAAGCCUGACAUGGGACGGGACGAGGCCAAGUUCGCCCUGCGGGUGUUCGACGACUUCGAGAGCGUGUCCGUGAGUGCGGUGCCUGCUAACAUCAAAGAGGGCGCUGACGCCUUCAGCCUGUCCUACAGCACCGGGCAGGGAGAAGCGCAGUCGGUGAAGUGGUCCUUUGACGGGCAGGAGAUCACCAACGGGACGCGACACACCAUCGUCGAUAAUCGUCUGACGGUCAAGAGUCCCACUCGGAACGACACUGGCCAGUACACCCUGGUUCUGACCAACCCGUUCAGCUCUGCGACCGUUGUCAGGAACAUCACCGUGCUCUAUGGUCCAGAUGAGCCGGUUUUGAAAAUUCGUCCCCAGAAAAACGCCUUCGAGUUGGGCGACUCGCUCUUGCUCUCCUGUGCGUCCAAUGGAGUUCCCGCCCCCACCGUGUCCUGGGUUUUUGGGGGCCUGACCCUCCCCGUGUCGCAGGGCACCCUGAACCUUACCAACGUCCAAACCCACCAGAGCGGGGUGUACACGUGCCUCUUGGUCAACGCUGAGACCGGAACCCGGCUGAGGAGGAACUUCACCAUCAACAUCUUUGAGCGACCGUCGGGCAGCCUGAUGUGUUCGGUCGGAGGGAACGCCACAGAGGACCUGCAGUACCGCUGCCGGUGGCCAGGGGGCGACCCCGAGGCGCAGCUCUCCUUCCCCGCUCUGAACGGCAGCGUCAGCGGCAGCGGGGACCUGAACCUGAUGGUGACCCCGACCCCGAGUCUGAGCGGGAGGGAGAUCGUCUGCACGGCCAGACACCCCCUCCUGCAGCAGAACUGCAGCGUCACUGCGCGAGGGCCGGCGGGCUUGCCGCCGCUGGUCUCGUCCGCGGUGGUCGCCAACGGCGACCUGGUCGUCACCAUCUCCUGCGCCGGCGCGUGGGUGCCCGUCGCCACGGUGACCUGGUCCCGCGGUGGUCAGGUGAUCAGCGGCGGGGGGGAGUACCGGAUCAGCCCGGACACCACGGCGCUGUCGAUCCUUAACCCCGCCUUCAACGCCAGCGACAUGGGCAUCUACUCCUGCCACGCGGCCAAUCCGCUGGGCCGCCAGGAGGCCAACGUGCGCCUGCUGGGCCCAAAGAUCUCUGACUCCAGGCUGCAGACAAACGCCAACGGCACAGUGGUGACCCUGACCUGGGACACCCCCCCCGCCUCCAUCAUUACAGGUUUCAAGGUGCAGAUGGCGGGGCCGAACCUCACCUCCAGCCGCGGGGGCAGCCGGCGGAGGAAGAGGGCGGCGGACGAGUUCCGCACCGUCCAAUCAAAGCCCGCCGCCGCCCGCAGCUCCACCCUCGGCCCGCUGGACCCCUCGGCCCGGUACCGCUUCCGCGUGCUUCCUGUCGCCGGCCAGAAUGUGGGACAGCCUUCCCGGGAACACCGGGCUGGGCGAGAAGGUCUGAGCGGUCCGGCCAUCGCGGGAAUCGCGGCCGGGAUCCCCUGUGGCCUCCUGCUCCUCGUCCUCCUCAUCCUCCUGAUCGUGCUCUGCAAGCGGAAACGUCGACAGACGAGGUACCCCGUGUCUCGGACAGUGGAGAAGGUCGUCACGUCGCAGCCUAACCUGAGUGCUCCACACAAGCUUCUGACUGGCGGUUUGAAAAGUGUGGGCGGGCCCCCGGCUUACAACAACCAACAGGUAUCUUCUGAGCGGUCCACUACUCUCCCCUCUGGGGUACCUCCCCCUCCUGUACGAAUGGCCACUACUGUCUAAACCCAGUGCUAUUAUCUACAGCAGGGGUCAUCUGCCCUCCUGUAGGUUUUCACUCCAACCCUGACAAAGCACACCUCAUUCAACAGCUGGAGCAGGGCUGUUCAACCCUGUUCCUGGAGAUCUGCCUUCCUGUAGGUUUUCACUCCAACCCUGACAAAGCACUCCUCAUUCAACAGCUAGAGCAGGGCUGCCCAACCCUGUUCCUGGAGUUCUACCGUCCCGUAGGUUUUCACUCCAACCAUAACACGGCACACCUCAUUCAACAGAUAGAGAACUCAUCUAUUUGUAGAAUCUGGUGUGCCAAAUUAGGGUUGGAGUGAACCUACAGGAUGGUGGAUCUCCAGGAACAGGGUUAGUGACCCCUGAUGUCCACCUGCCCAUUACCAUGUGUUUAUUAACGUUUUCUAUUGUCUUUAUAUAUUUUUGAACUUUAUUUUCAUUAUGUUUUUCUAAAUUGUUUUAACGUUUUUUUUUCUUUUCUCUCCCGACAUGCAAUGUUUAACUUUUUUGCAGCGCUGUAAUUUUAUAUUUGUAAAACUAAUUCUCAAGGGUUUGAUGCAUUGAUAUUGAAUAUAUAAUCACAGUAAGAGUUAAAGCCCAGAAGUACAAUUGCAUACAUUCAAUACUGUAUAUAAAAUAAGGGCAAGGCCUGUGAUGUAUCUGUUUAUAAAAUAACUCGCUGUAUUCAGGUUAUUUAUUCAUAGAUUAAUUGCAUUAAAUCUGGGGUCCUGGAGAGCUGCAGUGUGAGCUGGCUUUCAUUUUUACUGCGCACUUAAUUGAUCAAUUACUGCAGUUAAUUAUACAGUUAACUCCCCUCACCUGGUUUCUUGGGUCUGAAUUGGGUGAUUUUAAGGUGACCACACAAACCAGCACACCCUGCGGCUCUCCAGGACCAGGGGUUACGGACCCCAGCAUUAAAUUAAUAAUGCCGUUGUGAACCAACUUUUUAAGAGAUGUAAUUCUUUUGUUGAUGUUGUAUGUUAAUUUAUUUUUCAAUGAAUGUCCACGAAUAAAAUAAUGUAUAUAUUGAAUGUA
Molecule: messenger RNA, 3458 nt
Organism: Conger conger (European conger)
Lineage: Eukaryota; Metazoa; Chordata; Actinopteri; Anguilliformes; Congridae
Gene: vsig10l
Product: V-set and immunoglobulin domain containing 10 like
Exons: 12
Coding region: 333-2423 (696 amino acids)
Molecular function (GO): protein binding
Source: RefSeq, a predicted model, not a curated record